Zea mays is the source of this 946-nucleotide messenger RNA. RefSeq lists its product as uncharacterized. NCBI's taxonomy places the organism in Eukaryota, Viridiplantae, Streptophyta, Magnoliopsida, Poales, Poaceae. The record is from RefSeq and is marked validated. The coding region runs from base 111 to 773 and encodes 220 amino acids. The transcript has a single exon.
ACCCCUAUCGACGGACUCAUUAGUCGUUACAGAUCAUAACUAGCUUUUGUUCGUCGCCCUAUCACAGUCUCGCAGCCGCCGCGAUCUGCUAGCCCCCGAACCCUAGCUCAAUGGGAACCGCCGCUUCUCCUUCUCCCUCGCUUUCCCUAGACACAGCCGCCUCCCGUCCUGAUCCUCCUUCCCCGGAGGCCACCGCUACACCAGCCAAAGAAGAUCACCAGCACUCCGCCUCCGACGCCGCGACCGCCGCAGCUGGCGGCGGCGCAGACGAUGCGGCGGCGGCUCCUUCUGUUGGAGGCGGCGCGGAAGAGGCCGCUGAGACGGUGGUCAUCGAUGCCUCCGCGGUGGCCAGCGGAGCAGGGGAGGGGGAGGAGGAGGAGGAGGAGCAAGGGGAGUGCGGGUUCUGUCUCUUCAUGAAGGGCGGCGGCUGCAAGGACGAGUUCGUCGCGUGGGAGAAGUGCGUGGAGGAGACGGAUGCCGCGGAUGCCAGCAUUGACGUCGUGGAGCGGUGCCAAGACGUCACGGCCGCGCUGCGGAAGUGCAUGGACGCGCACGCCGCCUACUACGAGCCUAUCCUCCGGGCCGAGCGCGCCAUGGCUGCGGACCUCGAGGCCUUUCAGGCCCAAGAAGCCGCCUCCGACUCCGCGGCGUCGGAGGAAGGCCAGAAGGAGGCGGCGGCGGCCGAGGCAGCGCCGCGUCCGUCAGACUUAGGCCAGAAUAAGCAGGUGGCUGAGGCGGCAGUUGCGGAGGAGAGCAGAGAUCCUGCAGCCUGAUUGGGCGAAAAAAGGCAGCGGCGUCUUCAAUUUUUUGUGAGGGAUUUGAGGAUAUGAAUUCCGUUUGUACCUUAGGAGAGCAUCAAUUAACAUUUUGUGAAGGGGAUAGAUUUCUGUCCUUUUCUCUUUACAUGAAACAUGUGAUUCUAUUGAUUGAAAACCAAAAUUGUCCA